Messenger RNA from Symbiodinium necroappetens, 5498 nucleotides. Lineage: Eukaryota; Dinophyceae; Suessiales; Symbiodiniaceae. The record is from the annotation of a GenBank genome assembly.
GAGCGUGCCCGCUCAUUGGCGUUGAUGCGCCAAUUGGCGUCCUGGUCCUUCAAGGAGGGCGGUCUCCACGAGCAGCUUGUUCAGUUUGAGGAGGCUGUGGCAAGCUAUGAGACCGCGAGCUCCAAGGUGUACCCAGAGGACUUGGUUAUUGCCAGCGUGGUUGGAGGGCUAAAAGAACCCCUUCAGUCACAGGUGCAGCUGAGGAUGACAAGUACAACUACAUAUCCGGAGAUCCGCUCCUGGAUUCUCCAAUACGAGGCGGUGAACACGCCGUGGUCGACGACACUCAGCUCGCGAGGCGGAGGUGGUUCGAGCCAUGGCGGCCCUCAGCCUAUGGAGGUGGACCAGAUCUGGGCAAAAGGCAAGGAUGGAAAAGGCAAGAAGGGGGACCCCAAGGGCAAAGGCAAAGAUGGCAAAGGCAAGAAGGGCGACAAGGGCAACGGCAAGUACGGCCAGCCAAGUGGAUGGAAGCAGCAGCCUGGGCAGUGGACUCAGCAAGGGCAGUGGAGCCAGCCAGGUGGAUGGAAGCAACAGCCUGGGCAGUGGAAUCAGCAAGGCCAGUGGGGCACAAAAGGUGGCGGUGGAUACAAGCAGCAGCAAGGAGGCCAAAGCAAAGGCGGCAAGGGCAAGGGAAAAGGGCAGUGCCACGUGUGCGGCCAGACCGGCCACUGGAAAUGGGAGUGUCCGUUCAAGGGCAAAGGAAAAGGGGUCAACCAGGUCGACGCGUCGUCUUCGAGCGCUUCGACGGCCCCGUCGGCAACCAGUACCAGCACGGCGCCCUCCUCGGCAACGGCUUUCAACAACAAGGACAAGGCAGGUGGCUAUGGCGUGAACCGGGUGGAGGUUAGCCUGGGAACCCCUCCUGGCUGUGGGGUGACCCAGCUCUUUGACAUUAGCGAGCUGGAGGAUGGAGAGGACUUUAACAACUUCUCCUUGGAGCCGGCCGAGGUGAUGAUGAUCCGAGCCUCUAAGCCCAGCUGGCUGGACACGCUUGAUGAGGACUGGGGUGUGGAAGCAGCACCCUUGGCAGCCAGCCAAGGCCCGGAGGAGUUCGCGAUGGAUGCCAGCGACUGGGACGGUGAUUGGACUGUUCCCUGGUACGAGCCCAAUACGCAGGAGGAGGUGAUAGUAAGCAUCCGGGCUGUCAGGGCCCACGGGCGCGAGGUUGAAGUGGUGGUCGACUCGGGCGCUGAUAUUUCAGUGGCUCCCUGUGCGUUUGCCGACCUGGGUUCCCCAGGCACCCCAGCAGCCGUCACCAUGCACGACGCCCAGGGCAAGGAGAUCGUGGAGCUUGGCAACCGAGUUUUGGACAUUGAGGUUCGCAGCCUCGAGGGCGAGACGGUGACGAUCAGGGAGAAGUUCGCGGUGGCGAACGUUGGUUCGCUGAUCCUCUCCCUUGGGAGGCUUUUGCGUUGGGGCUGGGAGCUAGGGCAUGAAGGAGGAGGCCCGGUUAUCAAGAGAGACGGGCGCAAUACCUUGACCAUGUUGGGCAUCGUCUCCUUGAUCAGCGCCUCUUGCUGCCAGCCAGCAGCAGAAGCAGCCACGGUGAAUGCCGCGAGUGUGUUUGAUGAUUUUGGUGCUCUUCCCCCUGAGGCGGAGGAACUUGUUGCCCGGCCUGGGUGGCAUAUCCUGGGAAGUGGUUUGCCCUUCUUGGUGGCCCACAGAACGGAGACAAUGCACUGGGAACAGAACCUCUGGUCCUCAGAGGAUUGGUCUUGGGCAGCGGUGUUUGUGCGAGCAGAGCCUGCAACUAGACUUCCCCGAGCAGGUGACCUAUGGUACCAGGUGGCUGCCCUGCAGACCAACACCCUGGAGGCAAUCCCGGAGACGGUCAGCGACUUCAAUGACGAGCUGGCCGGCCCUCGCGAUGUAUGUGUUCUUUUCCAUGUUAGCGAGCUGCCCAAGGACCUUCUUAGCAGACCUCAGGAGUUUUUCAAGGAAAGCCGGGAUGACAACGGGAACAUGGACAUUGCAGUUCCCUUGGGCGAGGUCGAAGGUGGAGCCGGCGCUAUGCCUGAAGAGGUGGUUGCAGCAGAACGCGAGCUUGCUGAAGAGGAGCCCGACGGGGAGGUGAUGGAUGGAGCGACUUUGGCGUUCGAGACUCCUUUGCGUGAUCUUCGGUCGCUUUGCCAGCGACAAGGACUGGCCACCAGCGGCAGCAAAGCAAAGGUGCUCAGGAGGCUCAAGCAGCAUUAUGAGGUGCUGGAGCGGCAGCUUGCGGGCCAGUUGGCCCACAAACUUUUCAUGGAAGAAGACCGCCCUCCUGACCUUCCUCGUGCUUCCCCGCACCAACACCAGAGCAACCAAAAGGGAGAAGCACAGGAGGAAGCUGAUGAUGGGAUCCCGCUCUUCCAGAUUGACUACGCCUACACCUUUACCAAGAAGCGGGCUGAGGACGACGGAGAUGAAGAAAGGGAGCAAAGCGAGGAGCAGCAGGUGGACCCAGUGGACUACCAGGACCAGUACGGGCUUACUUUGGUUGGGGCUGAGAAGCAAACUGGCUGGUGCAUUGCUAUUCCGGUCCUGCAGAAGGGGUCGGCAGCUCUUCGGCGAGUUGUGGAGCAGCUGACGAGAUACACCAUGCAGGUGUGCCCGGCUGGACCUGUGAUAUUCCAAGGGGACCCGGAGGCAAGCAUAAAGCAGAUUGUGAAUGCGGUGGCGGCCUGCAGAAGCAAGCUCGGCCUUGAGACGCAGACACGCUUUAUCCCAAGGGCGUCGCGCCAAAGCAACGGCAUGGUUGAGAAGAUGGUCCAGACGGUGCGCAAUGGAGGCCGAACUUUGCGGCACAAGGGGGACUUGCAGUGGCGGCGCGGAGUCUAUGUGGGCCAGAAUGAAAGGAAUGCUGCGAGCAUUCUUUUGACUCCCGAUGGUGCCCAUGAAGCCAGGAGCAUAAGAAGGCUUCCGGUGGAGGAGCAGUGGAAUGGUGAGUUUGUGGUGUCUGCGAAAGGGCUGCCUUGGGACUACCAAGGGGUGAAGAAGAGGAAGAGACCUCUCUACACGUCGGCGCGGCCGGCCCUGUUGCCGGACACGGCUUCCUUGGAGGAGCUGGCUAAGGAGGAAGCGCGUGUGGCCAUGGACACAAGCACAGCAAGAGGAGGAGAAGGAGGACUCUUUCCCCCAGGGUUUGCCGGAGUUCGGGAGGUCACGGGCGACAUCGGCCCAGAGGAGCUGAGUGGAUUUUCUGCUUGGCAAGACGAGGUUGCCACGUUUGGAGGCGAGCUUGAGUUUGAGCACGGUGGUUCCGGUGAAGAGUGGGCCCCGGACUGGGACCCUGAUGCUGAGAGGCCACCCGACCUUCAGGGCGAAGACCUGGAGCAGGUGGAUCGGGCGGCAGAUUUGACGGAGCUCACCAGACUCCUCCAAAUGGGGGUGCUGAGAAAGCCGGGAGAGACCGAGGAUGUGCGGCAGUACACCCACCUCACCACCAAGGUCGUGAGAGAUUGGCGCAAGAGACCGGGGUGGACGCGAAGAUCAAGGCUUGUCGCUAGGGAAUUUCGCAGCAAUGCUCCCUGGUCAGAAGAAAUGUUCGCUCCUGCAUCCAGUUUGGGGGUGGUCCACAGUUUCCUCAUUUGGGCCAUCUCGGCAGGCCUUGAGGUGGUAAGCCUCGACAUAAAGGACGCCUACUUGCAGGUUCCUCAACCAGCACCUGCAAUAAUCACCGUCGACGCUCGGAUCUUCUCAAAGGAUGCAACUGGGGAGGUGACCUAUGUUCUUGAGCGCCUCUUGCCGGGGCAAAGGAUUGGAGCGAGCUCUUGGUAUAACUUCGCCAGAGACUUGCUGACUGAGGCGGGGAUGGAGAACUAUGUGAAAGAACCGACUCUUUUCCGUGGCAACAACACCAAGGAGCGCUCAGGUAUGAUACUCCACGCAGAUGACGGGUUGCUUGCCUCUUCGGCCAAGGAAAGAGAGCGCAUUCUUGGAGUGCUCCGUUCCCGUGUGGUGCUUCAGGUGACCAAUCCCUUGCUUAGGCCGGGAGAUGAAAUAGAAUUUCUGAAGCGGCGCUAUGUGUAUAGCGAGGAGGGCAUCGUGGUUUUCCCGAGCAACAGAUAUGCUGAGGCCCUCUUCGAGGGAGUUGGAAAAGGUGCCAAGCCACGUGACACCCCAGCAGACAAUAGCUUCCUGGAGAAGGACACAAGCCGCGAGCUCGAGGAGACUGAGGCUCGCAAGUACAGGGAGGCCGUUGGAAGGCUUUUGUAUUUGAGUCAUUCAAGGGGUGACUUGCAGUUUGCAACAUGUAUUCUUGCAAGCAAGAUGGCUCAGCCAACGGCUAUGUCCUGGAGGUGGUUGCAAAGGGUGAUUGGUUAUCUCAAGAAGGUUCCUAUGGUUGGUAUUGUCUUGAAGCCGGCCAGCCCAGAUGCCUGUUUUGGCUACGGAGGAAAGCCCAGCAGCCUGGGACCUGGAGCCAAGGUGGUCGUUGAGUCGAUCACCGAUGCUGAUUGGGCAGGUGACAAGCAGACCCGCCGGUCCCGAACCUCAAUCCAGAUCUUUGUGGCAGGAAGUAUGGUUGCAAGCUUUGUCCGGAGCCAGCGCUCCAUUGCGCUGUCAAGUGGGGAGUCGGAGUUCAUUGCUUUGGUUGGUGGCUCCUCCGAGGCUCUGUAUAUUGCCGACUGCUUGCGUUUUCUUGUUGAAGCGGAGGGUCUGGAGAUAGAGGUGAGAAGCAGGUCGGACUCAGCAGCGUGCCGAGGGAUCACCCAGCGAGUUGGGUGCGGCAGGGUGCGCCAUCUCGACGCAUCCCUCCUUUGGGUCCAGAUGGCUGUGAAAGCCAAGAAGCUGGUCAUUGGGACCGUGGCUGGGAGCUUGAAUCCCUCAGACAUUGGGACAAAACCGCUGGCAGGUCCCCGACUUCGUGAGUUGAUGUUCCUCAUGGGCGGCCGCACAGUAGACAUGGAGCCUUAUGGCGAGCAGGACCACAACGAGGCAUGUGCAAAGCGGGGAAUGGCCAAGGCCUUUAAGGAGAUUCGUGACAGCAGCAGCACAGGCGUCAGCAUACAGCACGUCAAGCGCUACCUCCCACUCCUGGUUUUACUUUGUCAAGCUGGACAAGUGGAAGGCUUGAGCCUGGCAGGUCCUCUCUUAGCAAUGGUCGACAGCGAGUUGGUCAGCCUGGUCAUGACAACGGUUUUCCUAGGGAGCUUCUUUGUGGCAAUGUUCCUUGGGGUGCCAGUUGGUCUGUUCUGGGUCCUUGCUAAAGUUUGCUGCUGGCAGAGAAGAGAGAGGUAUGGAGUCUAUGUGGAGGUGGGAGUGCAAGCCAACUUGGGAAUGUCCAAGAAAGAGGAGAUCUUCCAGCAGGAAUAUGUGCAGCGUGUGACAGAGCUGCGUGGACAGUUGAGUGAGAAAUGCGAUGAAGUGAGAGAGUUUGAGCAGCUUGUAAAGCGGCUGCGAGGUGACAUCAGGGCUCUUGAGAGAGAGCUUGUCACCACAAGAGCCAACACGAGGCUACCGGAAACGGUUGUAGCAGGGGUAGACUUUUCCGUUAGCGCACACAUGCCUGUAGACAG